AUGUCUGAGGUUCAAGCGUCGGUCGUUCUCAGCCCCAUCAGCCCUUUGGGCCCCGAAUCCUCGAUCACCCGUAGCUUCACCCUCUCCAGCCGCAACCCUGUCUUCGAGAUCGGUCGGUCUUCCAAACGUGAGGUUAAGAACCGCACCCCCGCCAAGGAUAAUGGGUGGUUUGACUCUCGGGUGAUGUCUCGCGAUCAUGCUGAGCUGGGUUUCAACAUGGACAAAGAGAAGAUGAUCUAUAUUCGCGAUUUUGGAUCUACCCAUGGAACGUGGCUGAACAACGUCAAGCUCAUUACCGGCGAGGAUACCCCGUUGCUUAGCGGAGAUAUCCUGCGGUUCGGCGUUGAUGUUGACCGUGGUGACGAAGAGUUUCCGGCUUUGAGCGUCCGCUGCAACGUUACGUGGUCCGAGUCCACGCCCACCACCGAUCUUGACAUCUACUCCUGCGAGUCGUCGGACAUGCUAUACAACCAUACAGCUGAACCCGGACCGACCACAUUCGAAUCUAAGCCAGCAUCUGAGCUUCGUCCAAGCUCUUCUACCAAUACAUUUUGUGUUCCCGAUGACGACGAGAGUGACGUGGGGGAGAUUAAGGUUAAUCAAAUUUCUCCCUUCAAAGUCAGCGAUGGCGAUAUCACAGUCCUCUACGACGAUCGUCACGAGGACAAUUACCAGGCCUCGCAUGGGCACGAAUUGUCUAUGAAUUCCGGACCCCAUGACUCUGGCUGUGAGGAGUUGUUCCCCAUCGAUCAUUCACAUGAAGAGUAUUCGGAUUCGAGCAAUGGAGAGGAUUCGGAAUUCGACUCUGACCCUUCGUCCUUCAGUCAGGUCAGCGACGAUGAGGAAGACGAGGAAGAGGCAGAACACUUUGAUUAUUUAAAUCUCCCCAUUCCAAUCAGCGACGAUGACAAUUCAGGCUUGGAAGAUGAAUCUGACGUUGAGUCUGAUGCCCUCUAUGAUGAUGAAUACUCAGUCGGCCAGGGCGAGGAUGAGAAGGAGUGUAUCGACCCGAGCAUGCUGGCACACAAUGACAAUGAGCCACCUUCGGCUCUCGAGGAGGCUAUCCAGGACUAUACCCCGGCUAGCGUGACCCCCAAGCCGCACUUCAAGACUGAGGUUCAGGAGCAAGUUCCAUGCCCAAUGCACCACCAGCACAUUAUCUUCCCCACCCACUUCCCUCUGACUCCCAUUACUCCCGUGCUGGAUCACAAACGUGACGAAGACGAUGGAUCCCAGCGUCUUGGUCGCUUGAGCAUAGGUGACGUGCUCAAUAAUUAUCAAGAUGGACCCUUUGUUGGCCCCAGUGACGCAACAUCGAAGGAUGCUUCUUUGGAAGAAGAAGUAGUGGCCGAAUCUUCCAGCCCGGCUUCACUCAAGCGAAAGGCUUUUGAGAUGGAGUCCCAGGACGCUCAGAUUCCCGAAUCGAUCAUGUCACCCUCUGAAAAUUUGGACCUGGAGACAAUCUCCCAGUCCCAGGUUGCCGACGCGAUCAGCUCCGCGCUUUCAGAGAGCUCUGACGGCGAACGUCCCAACAAACGAGUCAAAGCUACCCACGAUACCUCCAACCAUCUCGCAAGCUACACGGCUACCGCCGUAAUCAGUGCCUUGCUGGGUGGUCUGGGUACCAUUGCUCUUCUGGCUUCGCUCCCAGCAGAAUAUUUCCAGUGA
Messenger RNA from Penicillium subrubescens, 1668 nucleotides. Its product is annotated as FHA domain protein. Lineage: Eukaryota; Fungi; Ascomycota; Eurotiomycetes; Eurotiales; Aspergillaceae. The record is from RefSeq and is a predicted model, not a curated record. Bases 1 to 1668 code for a protein of 555 amino acids. Gene Ontology annotation, molecular function: protein binding. The transcript is spliced from 4 exons. Gene Ontology annotation, cellular component: cytoplasm.